AUGGGGUCGCGACACCUGUCAGUCGGCGACAUGCUGAUGCUGUCUCAGUCGGCAUGGAAGAUUGGACAAGCCUUCAGAUGUGGCAACAAGAACGCUCCAGCGAUAUUCACAGAGGUCGAACGAGAAGCGAACGCCCUGAGCGAUGUUUUGAACCUCAUCGCGAGAACGCUGCAUGACGAUCAAGGCAAUGUGCUCGCACUUGCAGGUGAUGAGACAAAGUCUGCCAUCGAUGAGAUACUCGACUAUGCUCGAGACACGCUGGCCCAUUUGAUGGUCGUUGUGGACACCUACCAGGUCGUCACAAAGACCGCAACUAGUGCUGGUGGGUUCACUGUUGAGAGAAAGUGGCGAGCAGUCGUUACUUCGCACUUCGACGAUAUGGUGUGGACAGCCGACGGAGGCAAUAUCGACGAUCUUCUGGAUGUGAUGCAGAUGCACACCGAUGCAAUUCGAAGAAUGACGCAUGCUGUGCAGUCGCGAUCUCCCAUCAGACUGGACAAUGUCGUACUACCCAUGGUCGAGAACGUUCGCAGAAUGCACAAAACGCCCACAGGGAGGCAGAGCCGAAAGUCGCAGCCCAGUAAAGAUACAAAGGUGUCACUUGCGAUCAAACCUCCGAUUCCGGCACCAAAGGAUUUUGCUACCAGCCCGAAGAAGAUUGAUGUUACUCCAUUCACGCUUCCUCAAUCACCACAGUCGCCUCCCAAGUCACCACUUCGCCUUUUCCCUAAGCUGUCGCCACCGGCUGAAGCCGAUAUCAAGCUCCCAGCAACCACCUUCGUAUCCAAUAAGUCUCCAAGCCAAGGUCACAAGGCAAAGCGGAGUGCAAACAUUUGGGAGCAGUCCUCAAAGAACCCUGUCGAUGAUGAGAACUUGGGCCACCAACGCAAUGAGAAGACGUCAGCGGAUAAUCGCCCCGACUCAGGACUAUGUCAACCCUCGCCAAAGGCAUCGCGGAACGAAAGUGUGGUUGCUCCCACACAUCAUCGCUCUCGGCGUACAGUCCUCGCUAGACCCGAGUCCGAAACACUUCCAAGUCCUUGCAACAGCGAUUACGGGCAGAUCGUUGUAUCGCAGCCGACUCCGAGGGCGACGGAGAAACAGAACUUUCUGAGACAGCUAUGCCGGAACGCGAUGAUCCUCUGCGAUGUAGGGUGCAGACUGGUCGAGGUAGCCCGAGAUAAUGACACCGCUGACCCACGUCACAAUCUCGAUCGGCUCGCAGCAUGUCAGCAAAGCCGACUAUGCGUUAUCCGCAAGCGAGAGAAUCGCGAGCCUGGGCCCGCGAGAAUGAUCACAUCUAUCUGGUGCAUCUCGGAGGACGAACAGACUCGACUUCAGCAGGAGCUUUCUGAGUCCGAAGACACCGUUCCUUACUGCUCGUACUCCGAGCCGGAGAAAGUCUCGAUUCGACCCGCAAGCUCUCGAGUCCAUCUGAGAUACCACGACGAGACGUGGGGCGCUCCCUUGACCUCAGUGAAGAAUACGAAGUGGGUCAAUUACUACUUCCACAGCGAAAGCGAUGCCAUGGCUUUUCAAUCCGCCGUCUUUGGUCGGACACUUAUCGGCAGCUAUCGAACCACCAAGACGACCGUCGCUCACGCAGGUUUCAAAGGUGCGUUUUCAUUCGAAGAGCAAUUCUCUGCAAUGGAAGUGCUCCGGCUUUGGGAGGACGACGGCGUGUCGACCCCUGGUGCCUCGGGCGGCAUCUUUGCAUUGAUGCACACGCGUACGAACUUUGGCGACGGCAAUUGGGCGAAAUGGUGGAUCAACAGUAGCAGGGAGCCGAUCAAGGUCAAGGACGACGGAGCGAGACAUGCCAAGGUCAAAGAAAUCAAUGUGUCAGUCCCGAAGACCGGCAGUGCGCCCAGGAGGAUGAGGACUUUGCCGGAUGGCCAGUCUUUUCUCGAAUUGGCUUCGCCGGCGAGCUCGGUGUCAGGAGUCAGGAUUGAAUUCAAGAAUGAAGAGGAGAGGACGAGGUUUGUGAGUGCGGCAAAGAGAGCACAGGAGAGGUCGUUGAAUCUGCCCGAUUUGACUUGGUAG
Zymoseptoria tritici IPO323 is the source of this 2043-nucleotide messenger RNA. RefSeq lists its product as uncharacterized. The record is from RefSeq and is a predicted model, not a curated record. NCBI's taxonomy places the organism in Eukaryota, Fungi, Ascomycota, Dothideomycetes, Mycosphaerellales, Mycosphaerellaceae. The transcript has 3 exons. The coding region runs from base 1 to 2043 and encodes 680 amino acids.